AUGUCGGACACCUUUUUCGAUUACGACACACCUAAGAUGGUGCAGAUCAAGAGUAAAAAAGUCGGCGCCAUCAAUCGGCUCGUUCAGAUGGGCAUCAUCUUAUAUGCUUUCGGGUACGUGAUAAUUUGGCAAAAGGGCUACCAAAGCACAGAUAACGUUGAGGGUUCAGCCACAUCGAAACUAAAAGGAGUUGCUUACACAAAUAUAUCCAAUUCUUCAGACCUCAGGACACCGUUUCCAGAGAGAUACAAUAGAGUGUGGGACGUCUCAGAUUACGUCAUACCUGCACAGUAUUCUAUUUUGACACAUUUUUUGGUCCAUGUCCUCACAGCAAACAAACGGGUUUUUCGUCAUGACAAAUAUGGUCUUAUCGCCAAUGCAAUCAAGGGAUCAUGUCCAGAGGAUCCCGAUAUUGAUAGGGAUACAUGCACGUCUGAUGAUGAAUGUACACCAGACGAGGGUAUCAUAACAGGAAAUGGUAUCAAAACGGGUAGAUGUGUAAAUACAACACAUCCAGAGAGCAAAGAAUCAACCACAGUAUGUGAAGUUAGAGCAUGGUGUCCUGUAGAAGUCGAUGUAAGACCUCUACGGAGAAGAGCAAUUUUAGAAGAAGCUGAAAAUUUCACAGUUCUUAUCAAGAAUUCUAUAUCGUUUCCUAAAUUCAGAUUUGUCAAGAGAAAUAUUUUAGAUACCACGGACCCAAUGUAUCUAAGAUCGUGUCGAUACAGUCGGCUGAGUGACCCUCUGUGCCCUAUCUUCAGAUUAGGAACUAUUGUGUCAGAAACAGGACAAAGCUUCAAACAAAUGGCUAUUAAGGGCGGGGUAAUAACCAUCGACAUUCAAUGGAACUGCAAUUUAGAUAUGUCCUAUAACCUCUGUUUGCCCAAAUAUCGCUUCAUACGGGCGGACGAACAAGAUGCAAAGAUAGCCGGCGGCUUUAAUUUCAGCUACCUCGACACACCACUCAGAGUAGGAUUUGGGAAAUUCUACAGAAUCAACAACACGGAGUACCGAGACUUGACCAAGGCCUACGGGAUACUCUUCCAAGUCAAGAUCACCGGGGUCGCCGGCAAGUUCGACAUCGUACCGCUCAUGUUAAACUUUGCAUCGGGCGUUGCUCUCCUCUCAUUGGCUACUGUCAUGUGUGAUGUCGUUGUACUAUAUCUUCUUAAAAAGAGGAAAUACUACAAAGAAGCAAAAUUUCAGAACGUAGCAAAUAAUGAGAACGGAGCGCAGAAGACAUAUGAGGAGGUAGCUGCAUUGUGUGAGCAAGCCCUUGUGACAUCCCUCCCCAUCUCACAGCUUAACAACAACCACCAAGACCCGCCUUCGGGAUUAGGAGGGGGUAGCAACCACUCCCUUCGCGAUGAAAUCAUCCUCCCUACCACCAACGAAACCAAUAAACCCACCAGUUUGUGAUGACACGCCCACGCAUCAAAGCCUUCGAACUAUUUUCUAUCAAACUAAAGCAACAAAGUGACCAAAAAUGACAUAAAACAUUCGAGAGAAACCUAGAGAAAACCAAAGGACUUUUGCCUGACAUGUAUGUAUAUUUAUUGUUCCAUUCGUCUUCAGAGAGCGUUUUAUCACGAGAUUCUUUACUUGUGAGGAAAAGCGAGAUUAUCUCGCUAAUUUUACUGAUCGUUCAUUGAAUCAUGAUCCUUAAUGAAUUUUGCCUAACGAGGAGCAUAGUUAUUAUCGUAAGUGUAUCUUAACCAUUAUGUCGUAUUUGAACUGCCAUUGGAGAAAUUUGAGAUGACAAUCACGUAUGUGGCUGGAUCCGCACGUCAAAUUGUCCCCCGAGCGUAAAAAUCAAAGUAGUAGAUCUUUGCGUGUUUGUCUGCUGCCGCAUCACCGAAGCCUUCAUUUUGAACCAGAAUCUUAUUAAGAGAAUCCUGCUAUUUUUUGUAGCCUGUAAAUACUGGAAGUUGCAGAUUGAUUCAAGCUCAUUCCCAUUCGAAAACGUUUCCCUUAGCGAUGACACAAACGGGGAACGAAGAGAGGGGUAAUGUUUCUGUGAAAUGGACACGCGUUUCACGUGGGGAGAAAGAGAGAAUGGACGAAAUUCGCAUUGUGAUUGGUUCACUGUUACCAUCACGUGAUGGAGUGUCGUCUUUUCUUCUCAUCACAUGAGACCUUUGAAAACUAUCAGGUGAUUUCGUCUUGACCUUUAUACUUCACGAUCUGAUCAAGAUGGAGGAAUAUUGUAUUUGAUUACACACGAUAUGACUUUCUUCGGGAAAAUGUACAUGUAUAUAUAUACAUCAAUAUCAUAUCGCAAUAAGCACUUAAGUAUAUGUUGCUGAUAACUCUUAUUAUGUUAGAACAAAGUAGUUAUGGUGUCAUCGAUUAAUAAAAUAAUUUUAAAAGGUACUAGAAAUUGAACCUCCGUAUCUCCUGGACGUUUUCAAUUAGAUGUUGAAUAAUAGAUUAGCCUUCAAUAAAUUCCUCUCCUUUUAGAGAAGGUUGUAUGACGUUCAAGAAUUUCAGAAGUUGAUAUGUCUCAUUAACUUU
Lytechinus variegatus (green sea urchin) is the source of this 2514-nucleotide messenger RNA. Its product is annotated as P2X purinoceptor 4-like. The record is from RefSeq and is a predicted model, not a curated record. Bases 1 to 1419 code for a protein of 472 amino acids. Lineage: Eukaryota; Metazoa; Echinodermata; Echinoidea; Temnopleuroida; Toxopneustidae. The transcript has 12 exons. Gene Ontology annotation, biological process: response to ATP; monoatomic cation transmembrane transport. Gene Ontology annotation, molecular function: purinergic nucleotide receptor activity; extracellularly ATP-gated monoatomic cation channel activity. Gene Ontology annotation, cellular component: plasma membrane; nuclear inner membrane.